CUAAACACCGUAGACAACAACCUUCACUAUGGUUAGAGAGAUAGACCCACCAUCAGUCCAGAACGAGUUUCUCCUCGCCGCCUUGGCCGAGGGGAAAAGGCUUGACGGCAGGCUACCCCUUCAGAUGCGGGACGUCCAUUACAUUUUUGGAGAUGAGCUUGGCUGUGUGGAGUGUCGCUUGGGGAAGACAGCUAUACUUGCUCAAGUGUCGGCGACAAUUGUCAAACCGCGAGAUGACAGACCCUAUGAAGGAUUUCUAUUGAUCAACUCUGAAAUCGGACCUAUGGCUAGCAGUGUUUAUGAAAACGGAAGACCCGGUGACGAUGAAGUCAUGAUUGGGAGACUUCUAGAGAAGAGUAUCCGACGUACUGAAGCCAUUGACAGAGAAGCCUUGUGCAUUCUUGCAGGCGAAAAGGUUUGGCAACUGCGCCUCACUUUGCACUUUCUCUCGGAUUCAGGCAAUCUCCUUGACUGUGCCGCUCUUGCAGGCAUGGCAGCGUUGAAACAUUUCAGAAAACCGGAUGUAGAAGUUAUUGGCGACGAGGUCAUCAUACACUCACCAGAGGAGCGAGCUCCUGUGCCAUUGGCCAUCCACCAUACACCCCUAUGUCUCACGUUUGCCUACUUUGAAAAUCUCCCUCCAAUCCUUGACCCCUCCCACGUCGAAAUGAUGCUUUGCUCGGGCACAUUAACCCUUACGCUUAACGCACAGCGAGAGAUCUGCGUCCUUUCAAAAGCUGGCGGGGCCCCUCUCGGCGCCGAAGAAAUUAUGGGCGUCGUCAAAGUCGGUGUUGAUAAGGUCAGAGAAUUAGUGAGGCAUUUGGAGGAAGAGCUAGAAAAGGACCGUACGAGCAGAGUUGUUGAAGUACGUUAGGCAUCCAGCAUCCAAAUAGUAUAGCGACCAUUACAUCCAAAGAUACCCUGCAUCUGUAUACCUUUACCACCUAUAGCCCGGGACAUGCAUUUAAUUGUCGGGCGCCCAGUUGUGCUAAGGCGGCGACUGGCUGUUGCGUGUU
Molecule: messenger RNA, 1016 nt
Organism: Cryptococcus deneoformans JEC21
Lineage: Eukaryota; Fungi; Basidiomycota; Tremellomycetes; Tremellales; Cryptococcaceae
Product: exosome complex exonuclease rrp45, putative
Exons: 6
Coding region: 29-874 (281 amino acids)
Biological process (GO): nuclear polyadenylation-dependent mRNA catabolic process; nuclear mRNA surveillance; U5 snRNA 3'-end processing
Cellular component (GO): nuclear exosome (RNase complex); cytoplasmic exosome (RNase complex)
Source: RefSeq, a predicted model, not a curated record